GGAGAUAUCACUGUAAAAUUGUAUUUACCCAGCUGGUCAACAGUAUAGCAAUAUUCAUUUUCCCCAUGCAGUUUGCAUUAUUUCUUAGCUAAAUUCUUUGAAUAACAAGACGUCAUGCACCGAGCGUUCAUCCUGCUGGCGGUGGUGCACUUGCUGAGCGGAGUCUGCAGCGACGACGCGGGGCGGCAGGGCAGCAGUCCAACAGUGGAGGACAUGCCGAUUGAACUGGAAAGCUACGGGCCUCGGGCGCGUCUCUUCCUGGGCACGUCUACCAACACGCGCGUGGUGACGUUCACGAGCUCGACGGUGGUGCAGUGCGUGAGCGUUUUUAGCGCACAAGCGUGCGCGGGGCGGAAGAAGAGGCGAGAUAUCGGCGCAGUAGUACAGCGGGAAAUAGAUCCAAUUCUGACGUUACGAGAUGCUCCAGACCUGGCAUCUUCUCAGUCAACUCGUGACGCUGAUGACGGAAAGAACAGCGGCCGCAUCUUGUUCUACGCUGCCACCAUCUUCACUACUCUCACCUACACCACCUUUGCUGACAUUGGAAGGACUGCAACCGUGUCCCUCGCUUGCACUGUUGCCGGGAACACAAUCACUUUUUGUGGUUGAACUGGAAACUGGUACCUUGACUGUAUGUAGUUGAUUGCCUAGGCUCCUAAACGUGUGCGUUUUCCAAAAUGCGUGCGUCCCUCGCUUGCAUCCCUACGGGCAAUUUUAUUUCACUUUAUGGGGUUGAAUUUCAAGCGCCUUUGAACUUUUCUCGAGUUCCUUGUAAUGAAGGUAUAGGACAACUAAAUGUAUAUUGGGAGAAUCACGAAAAAAAUGUAAUAUGGAAUUUUGAAACAAAUAAGAUAGCCCAGACAUUCGCCUUAUCUUUGUAAAAGAAAACGUUUCGGAGUCCAGAGAUCCAUCCUCAGUUCGACAAACCUAGAAAGUAAAGACAGUCGGUUUAUAAUCCACACAGCAAGACUGUGUGAUAUUUUAGCUUAAUUAGUCUUUGUAAAUUUUAGGUUCUGAUGUUAGAAUUUGAAUUUUGGUUUAUAACCUGAUUGUAUUUACUUUCUAGUUUUGUCGAAUUGACGACGGAUCUGGACUCCGAAACUUCUUUUAUGAAGAUAGGGGGUGAAUUUCUGUGCCAUCUUGUAUUUAAA
Messenger RNA from Hyalella azteca, 1151 nucleotides. RefSeq lists its product as uncharacterized. The coding region runs from base 115 to 609 and encodes 164 amino acids. The record is from RefSeq and is a predicted model, not a curated record. Lineage: Eukaryota; Metazoa; Arthropoda; Malacostraca; Amphipoda; Hyalellidae. The transcript is spliced from 3 exons.